Suillus clintonianus is the source of this 825-nucleotide messenger RNA. RefSeq lists its product as uncharacterized. NCBI's taxonomy places the organism in Eukaryota, Fungi, Basidiomycota, Agaricomycetes, Boletales, Suillaceae. The transcript is spliced from 8 exons. Bases 1 to 825 code for a protein of 274 amino acids. The record is from RefSeq and is a predicted model, not a curated record.
AUGACUCGCCUUUACCUCAAGAUCGAGCUCGACGAUGGAGUCGAAUCCACGUUUGAACUUGCGAUGGGUGCCGCGUUUGGACUCAUUAUCGCGAGUUAUAUUUGGGCGGAUGAAUUAGCAGUAUGUGGUCACUCACAUGAUCCAUACCGACUGUCUCCUUCAUUUAUGAGACUAUCAAGCAUUCCGGCAUCAGGAGUAUUAGGCGUGAAGGGACGCAGAGACUAUUGGCGAGUAUCAGACUUUGAACAGGACAGUUCUUUUAUCUCUCAACCUCCUGAACCUCGUACAAAUUCUCAUCAUUAUCACGCUCCCGACAUCGUUCAAGUCGUCAUCUCCCCGUUGGGCAUAGGUCCGUUCUUCCUCGCUCAUAUCAUUCAAUUCAUUAACCUUAUACGCAAUAUUUUGCAUGUUGCAAUACCCCUCGCACGUGUACUUGCUUUCCUUCCUCCUCUCGCCGCGCUCUUCUUCCCUUGCGUCAUUCACCUUUCUGCGCAAUCGUCAAUCGAGUUGGACGACGGCGAGGUCAAAGUACAGCGCAGACGACUGGUAUUGGUGGACACAUGUCUGGCCGAUUCAUUCCCACUGCAGAACUCUAACAAACGGUCACAUCGCAAGUUCUUGUCAACCUCUCCAUCGUCUUCCUUUGAGGCAUACGCCGGAUCAUAUGCAGCCACCAACAACAGCGGCGUUCUCCUCAUCCUUGGUCUCUCCGUCUUUUUCUACCGCCCGCGAAGACGUUUCAAACACGUCCACUUCCUCGACGCCAUCAACUUGCCCCGACGACAAGCCCUUGCCAGAGCAACACUGCUUACACUUAUCUGCUAG